GUGGGACUUCCUGCUGUUCAAAACCAGAGGGGGAGAGGACAGCCAAACACAGACAGCAAGCCGAGCUAUCAAACAGAAAUAUUCAUUUGUUUUGGUUGUUUCAGGGUCACAUACGGACCUUUAGGAAAUUUUCAUACUCGAUGGAGUAUGUGGAGUUUUUCUCAUUGAGGAAAGUGAGGUGAACAGACUGUCGAUUGUUGCUAAAGAAGUGCCAAAGUACUGAAAGCAUGGAGACUGAGUGCCAACACUGGACAGACAGCCAAAGUGACGAGGACAGUGACACAGAGGAGAUCCCGUGUGGAAUACAUGAGAGCUGUGCCACUGACCUGUAUCGCCACCCCCAGCUGGAGAGAGACAUUGAGGCGGUCAGGAAUUUGUAUUCAGACUCUGCAGUCUCUGUCAGGGAGUAUAGAUCAAUAGACGAUGGGGAUGUUGACUUGACCAUUAGUGCCAACUUUUUGGAUGAGGAGGUGGCCAAAGCCUGGAGGAUUAAUCCAUCGGAGCCCAUCGUCAUCCGUCUGCACUUUUCUCACUCUCAGUAUCUGGAUGGACCUGCACCUUCAGUUGAAGUCUUUCAGACAUCCAACAUGGAUCAUUUCAGCCUUCGGAAACAACUGCAGAAUAUUCUCACAGUCUUCAUAUCUCGGGAGUGGAAGCACCUGACAAACGAGAGCGUGGUAGUAGAACAGAAGAGCAGACACAACUGGUUCAAGCCAAGUGGAACCAUCAAGAAAGUUCGUGCGAGAUUCAGCAUCUGGUUACCACUGUCAAAGUCAAAUGAUCUCAAGGAACCAACUAUGCGAGGAAGGAUACUUUUACCAGCAAUGAAACUGAGCCGUUUCACAAAUCAUACAACCUCCUACACCUUCAAGAAUCCCCCAGGAGAGCUCUUCACCUACACACCCAGUGGAAAGGUGCAGACUUCCUCCUCAGCUGAAAAUACUAGGGUGGCGAUGUCAGCAGUCAAAUCAUCAGCGCAGCUCAAUACCAAACAGCUGAUAGAGCUGCUUUUCUCCUCCCAGGCCAUCAGGCACUGUAAGACCACCCCUACUCUGCAGCAUGGCUUCUUAGUACAGAUAAUGAGGUAUGCUGAGCAGAGGAUGCCCACGCUGAAUGAAUACUGUGUGGUCUGUGAUGAGCAACAUGUGUUUCAGAACGGCCCCAUGUUAAAGCCUGCAGUUUGCACAAGGGAGCUAUGUGUGUUUUCCUUUUAUACGCUGGGGGUUAUGUCUGGAGCCACAGAGGAUGUUGCAACUGGUGCAGAGGUGGUUGACCUGUUGGUCGCUAUGUGCAGAGCUGCUCUUCAGUCGUCACGCAAGAGCAUCAUAUUUGACCCGUACCCUUCUGUUGUUGAUCCAUACAACCCCAAAGCCCUGGCCUUUAGUCCUAAGAGAAAGAGCUACGACAGGCUGCAAAAAGCACUGGACAAUGUCUUGUUAAUAAGGAGGAUGGCACAGGGUCCACAUUGUGAAAUCAAGAAGCAGAUGGAUAAAAUAGAUCCUCUGGCCUAUCCCUUACUACAGUGGAUUUUAGCAAGCAACAGAUCACACAUUGUCAAGCUUCCACUGAACAGGCACCUGAAGUUCAUGCACACACCCCAUCAGUUCCUGUUGAUCAGCAGCCCUCCAACUAAAGAGGCUCGUUUCCAAACAGCCAGAAAACUUUAUGGCAGCACCUUUGCUUUCCAUGGGUCUCACAUUGAAAACUGGCACUCUAUUUUAAGAAACGGGCUGGUUAAUGCCUCAUACACAAAAUUACAGCUUCAUGGAGCUGCAUAUGGGAGAGGCAUCUAUUUGAGUCCUAUCUCAAGCAUAUCUUUUGGAUAUUCUGAGAUGGGUAAAGGUCAACACCAAAUAACCACCAAGGAAGACCUCAUAAAGAAAUACAACCGGAUAAAUAAAAUCAAACAGGAACAGCCAGGGCAGGCGAGGUUUCUGCAGAGCAAGAACCUGAACUGCAUUGCGCUCUGCGAGGUCAUAACUUCAAAAGACCUUCAAAAACAUGGGAACAUUUGGGUGUGUCCGACCUCCGACCAUGUGUGCACACGUUUCCUCUUUGUGUAUGAAAAUGGUCAGGUGGGAGAUGUCCACAUCAACACUCAGGAAGCCAGGAUCCACAGGGAAAUUUUACAAGUAAUUGCUUCAAAGCGGUGCUGAGAAAACAAAUACAUAUACAUGCACACAUUUCUUUAUGAUUGGAGUGUAGAGAGUGAGAGUUGUUUUAGUUUGUUUGUGGCUAAACUUAUUAUGUUUGUUUUUAUGGGUUUGACAAGUGAACAACGAGCUGCCUGAUAUUACAUUUACCAGCUUUUGUUUGAAUUAAAAGAACACUAAUUCAAAUGAAGGAAAAUACUUCACAAACUGAAUAAGGCGCCUCGUAAUUCUUUUAUCAUCUGUAAUUGUAUUAGAUGGAAGAAACUGGUUUUUAGAAUCAUGUACCUUAAAGCCUUUUUGCCUUAUAUCUUAAUUUACAGAUUGAUAUAAUUCAAAUCUGUGUACCACAAGUGUCAUACGUCUGUACUGUAAGCACAUAUUUUGUACAAUUUUUAUAACCACAAAUUUUUUAAAUAAAA
Seriola aureovittata is the source of this 2572-nucleotide messenger RNA. RefSeq names its product protein mono-ADP-ribosyltransferase PARP6-like. Gene Ontology annotation, biological process: endoplasmic reticulum unfolded protein response. Gene Ontology annotation, molecular function: protein serine/threonine kinase activator activity; NAD+ poly-ADP-ribosyltransferase activity; kinase binding. The transcript is spliced from 23 exons. The record is from RefSeq and is a predicted model, not a curated record. Gene Ontology annotation, cellular component: nuclear envelope; intracellular anatomical structure; membrane. Bases 228 to 2156 code for a protein of 642 amino acids. Lineage: Eukaryota; Metazoa; Chordata; Actinopteri; Carangiformes; Carangidae.